Messenger RNA from Chaetomium globosum CBS 148.51, 1509 nucleotides. RefSeq lists its product as uncharacterized. Gene Ontology annotation, cellular component: membrane. The transcript has 4 exons. NCBI's taxonomy places the organism in Eukaryota, Fungi, Ascomycota, Sordariomycetes, Sordariales, Chaetomiaceae. The record is from RefSeq and is a predicted model, not a curated record. Gene Ontology annotation, molecular function: transmembrane transporter activity. Gene Ontology annotation, biological process: transmembrane transport. The coding region runs from base 1 to 1509 and encodes 502 amino acids.
AUGGCCCCCAACGAUAUCACCAGCCCAGAAGUUGGGAAGGCGACCGAGGUCGAAGUCGAGGACGCGAAGGCUGUCCUGCCUGAAGCGGUCGUCACCCAUUAUGCCCCGGUUAACGAAGAAGAGAGCGACCUGGACAAGAGGGUAAACUGGAAGCUGGAUAUCACUGUCCUAUUAAUUUUAUCCAUCAGCUUCAUUCUCUGCGGCAUCGACAAAACCAACGUCGGCUUCGUAGCAACAAGCAGCUUCGUCAAGGACGCCAACCUCCACCCAGACGACAUUCCCAACUCCCUCUCCCUAUUCUCCGCAACGUACGUCCCGCUCCAGCCCCUCGCAGCCCUCCUCGCGCGACGCAUCGGCCCGCACCGCUUCCUCCCCCUGCAACUGCUCGUCUGGGGCUCUCUCUGCAUGGCACACGCCGCCAUCCGCUCCUCGGGCACGCUCGUCGCGCUGCGCCUCCUCCUGGGCGCGGCCGAGGCCGGCUUCACGCAGACGGCGUUUUAUUACAUGUCGCUGCUGUACCCCAAGUUUGCGCUGGGGUUCCGGAUGGGCCUGUUUACGGGGAUGUAUGCGGUGGCGGGGGCGUUUGCGGGGUUGAUUGCGUAUGGGUUGUUGAAGGUGGAGGGGGGUGGGGUGAGGGGGUGGCAGGUGGUGUUUUUGGUGGAGGGGGGCGUGACGGUGUUGGUGGCGGUGGUGGCGUUUGUGGUGUUGCCUGGGGGGGUGGGUAGGGCGUGGUUUUUCGGGGAGAGGGAGAGGGAGCAUGCGGCGGGGAGGAUGGAGAGGGAUUUGGCGGGGGUGAGGGAGGGGGAGGGGGAGGGGAAUGGGGGUGAAGGCGAGGGAUUUGCUGGAUGUGCUGAAGGAUUGGAGGAAGAUGCUGAUUAUUGUGUGCAAUAUCACGGCUGUGUUGCCUUUACCACAUUCCUCCCGCUCAUUGUCCAGGGCAUGGACUACCGCGGCGUGACGGCAACGUUGAUGUCCGUCCCACCGUUCGCCGUCGGCGUCGUUGGUCUGCUCAUUAUUGUCUACUCGUCGGAUUAUUUCCACGAACGCUCGCUACACACCGUGUUCGGCAUGCUCUUGGGGCUGAUUGGAUGUGCCGUCAUGGUUGCUUCCUCUGACCCUAAGCUCCGCUAUGGGUUCGCCCAUGUGUGCCUCUCCGGCGUGUUCGCGAGCGGCCCGCUUGUUGCUGUGUGGUUGGCGGGCAACACGCCGUGGAAAGCCUCCCGGUCCUUUGUACUCGGUCUGAACGGCUAUUCCAACUUGGCUGGCGUUAUCGCUGGGCAGCUGUUCAAGAGCAAAUAUGCUCCCAGCUACGCAUACCCAUUGACCGUCACUAUGAUUCUGAAUGCUGUUGGUAUGCUUGGGUUUCUGUUCGUGCGAGGCAUGUACAUGUGGGAGAACAGAAAGAGGAAGAAGAUCACGUCCACUUGGACUGAGGACGACUUCAUCAAUGAGCAGGGCAGUACAAAGCGGAGAGGUGAUCAGCGGUAUACAUGGAUUUACGGAUAUUGA